Cynoglossus semilaevis (tongue sole) is the source of this 2857-nucleotide messenger RNA. RefSeq names its product TAF5 RNA polymerase II, TATA box binding protein (TBP)-associated factor (gene taf5). The record is from RefSeq and is a predicted model, not a curated record. Gene Ontology annotation, biological process: transcription initiation at RNA polymerase II promoter. NCBI's taxonomy places the organism in Eukaryota, Metazoa, Chordata, Actinopteri, Pleuronectiformes, Cynoglossidae. Gene Ontology annotation, molecular function: protein binding; RNA polymerase II general transcription initiation factor activity. Gene Ontology annotation, cellular component: transcription factor TFIID complex. The coding region runs from base 278 to 2548 and encodes 756 amino acids. The transcript is spliced from 11 exons.
UCAAUGUUUACACAAAACUAAAGGUUGUUUCCAUAUGAAAAAAAAUCUACAUUACAUAUGUAGAGGGAAGGGAAAACAAUUGACAUCAAUUUUUCAAUAAAUAUUAAGUUUGGCCCACUGUGAAUUUGAGUUUGACACUCCUGCUGUAGAGUGGACGCUGCACUACGCUCAGUUCCGGGAGACGUUCGACCAGUAAGCACCAAUCAUAUGAUCCGAUCUUUCAGGGUCAUUGUUAUCGCCUUCUUUCAAUUUCGCGCAUGCGCACUUCAUUUUGAAAAUGGCGGCCGUACAAGGUGGUCUGGUCGAUGCAGGCGCGGAAAAAGACAUAAAAUCGGAACAAUCGACUGACGGUUGGGCUAACAACAAUAACACAAACGAUGGUAGACUUCUCUCUGCUUCCCCAGGCUCCAAUGCAUCGACAGGAAGCAACAGCAAGACGACGGCGCCGGUGGCGGCGGGAGACACAGAGGACCAGCAGACCCUUCUGGCAGUUUUGCAAUUCCUACGCAAAAACAAACUGUCUGAUUCGGUCGAAGUGUUGCGUCGUGAAGCGGGAUUACCAGAAGAUUUGCUGGAUACUAAAAGCGGCGACUCCUCAGGGACAGGCUCCGGAGGUGCUGCGGGCAGUGCGGACACAGAAGCCGGUGACUCGAGCUCUCUGCUCAGUCGGGUGACUAUCUCAUCCUCCACUGCAGCCCCAUCCCCCAAAAAAGCUCUGAGUGGGGGGGACCAGCCUGAUGUCAGCGUGGUUCUCUCAGCUUAUAGUCAGCAGGGAGAUCCAGCUCUGUAUGAGACCUACUACAGUGGCCUGAAGAAGUUCAUAGAAUCGGUUUUGGACUGUCACAGAGCAGAGUUGUCGCAGCUCUUUUACCCACUGUUUGUACACAUGUACCUGGAGCUGGUGUACAACAACCAUGAAAGUGAGGCCAAGGCUUUCUUUGAAAAGUUUAAUGGGGACCAGGAGUGCUACUAUCAAGAUGACCUGCGUGUUUUGUCCAGCCUGACGAAGAAGGAGCACAUGAGGGGCAACGAAACUCUCCUCGACUUCCGCACCAGCAAGUUUGUCCUGCGAAUCUCCCGCGACUCCUACCAGCUGCUGAAGCGACACCUGCAGGAGCGGCAAAACAACCAGAUCUGGAACAUCAUCCAGGAGCAUCUGUUCAUUGACAUCUUUGAUGGGAUGCCACGCAGCAAGAGUCAGAUUGACGCCAUGUCCGGCAGCUUGGCUGGAGAGGCCAAGAGAGAAGCCAAUAAGACCAAGGUUUACUACGGAUUACUUAAGGAACCAGAAAUCGAGCUGCCUCUUGACGACGAGGAUGAUGAGGCAGAAAAUGAGGAAGGCAAACCCAAAAAAAAGAAACCGAAAAAGGACAGUAUGGGUUCAAAGAGCAAGAAGCAGGAUCCAAACGCACCUUCACAAAAUAGGAUACCUUUGCCUGAGUUAAAAGAUUCAGACAAACUGGAUAAGAUCAUGUACAUGAAGGAAGCCACCAAAAGGAUCCGUCUGGGACCGGAUAACCUCCCUUCUGUCUGUUUCUACACUUUUCUCAACGCGUACCAGGGUUUGACUGCAGUCGACUUCACAGAUGACUCCAGUUUGCUGGCAGGAGGCUUCGCUGACUCCACGGUGAGGGUUUGGAGCAUCACACCAAAGAAGCUCUGCAAGGUCAAGUCUGCAGCAGACUUGAAUCUAAUUGACAAAGAGUCUGAUGAUGUGUUGGAGAGGAUCAUGGACGAGAAGACGGCCAGCGAGUCAAAGGUCCUGUAUGGACACAGUGGUCCAGUGUACAGCAUCAGUUUCAGUCCCGACAGGAACUACCUUUUGUCGAGUUCUGAAGACGGUACCGCCAGACUGUGGAGUCUCCUCACGUUCACGUGUCUUGUGGGCUACAAGGGUCACAAUUACCCAGUGUGGGACACACACUUUUCUCCACAUGGGUACUACUUUGUCUCAGGAGGACAUGACAGAGUGGCACGUCUGUGGGCGACAGAUCACUACCAGCCCCUCAGGAUCUUCUCUGGCCACCUGGCCGACGUCACCUGCACCCACUUUCACCCCAACUCUAAUUACGUAGCGACAGGGUCAUCUGACCGAACCAUCCGCCUUUGGGACGUCCUGAAUGGAAACUGCGUACGGAUUUUCACUGGUCAUAAGGGCCCGAUCCAUGCACUGGCCUUCUCUCCCAAUGGGAAGUUCCUGGCCUCUGGGGCCACAGAUGGACGAGUCCUUCUGUGGGACAUCGGACAUGGACUGAUGAUCGGAGAGCUCAAAGGCCACACAGAUACCAUCUACGCUCUGAAGUGCAGCAGGGAUGGUGAGAUCCUUGCCUCAGGUUCAAUGGACAACACAGUCCGUCUGUGGGACUCCAUGAAAGCUUUUGAUGAUUUAGAGACUGAUGACUUCACAGCAGCCACAGGACACAUUCAUCUACAGGACAACUCCCCGGAGCUCCUGCUGGGCACAUACAUGACCAAGUCAACACCUGUGGUUCACCUCCACUUCACCAGGAGGAAUCUGCUGCUGGCUGCUGGGGCCUACAACCCGUAGGACAUAAAACAGUGGGAGGACAGAUUUCUGUAUGAACUGUGAACCAGUCUACAUCCAGUGAACAGCUAGACAGCUCUUACCUGACAGACAGGUGACCUUCUGUUGUAUUGGCACGGAGUCAGUGAGAUUGAUGAAACAGUCUUUUAUUGAUACUCCUUGCCACCAGAUGUGCCAUUGUUGACUGAUGACCAUUUAUUAAGAAUAAAACACACGGCCAUGACAACAAUGCCACUCAACACGGGGCAAAUAUUUCUGUAUCAUAGUCUUUUAUAUUGGUGUGAACUGUAAAUAAAACAAAGUGUUUUUCUA